AUGGAUGCCAGGGAAAAUGAUGUAGUAGAUGAGAGGGAUCAACCACAAGGAGAAGUAGGUUAUUCACUAGCAUUAAGAGUUGUGGGAAGUUCAAAUAUGAAGGUUGAGGUGUAUCAACACAAUCAGAAGGUUCCCUUGCGCGAUCAUAUUGACUCAAUGCCUUGGCAGUUGGCAGUAGAGCUUGGUUGGGAUUUUGGUGGGAUAGUAAAGGCAGGAGUUCAGAAAGGGCUAGAAUACAAAGGUGCUAGCACUAGUUUGGAUCCUGAAAGCAAUGGCAAGGUUAAGUGGUUAACUAGGCAUAAAAGUGGAAUGCAUUUCCACAAAUUUGGUGCUGAUGCACUGGCAGUGCCAUGGUGGAAAUGA
Molecule: messenger RNA, 363 nt
Organism: Dovyalis caffra
Lineage: Eukaryota; Viridiplantae; Streptophyta; Magnoliopsida; Malpighiales; Salicaceae
Source: the annotation of a GenBank genome assembly